AUGGCCGACAACGGCGAUCGCGUUUUCUGUCAUGCUUGUGGCGGAGUCUGGUUGCUGGACACCAGGGAAGACGGAAGUGAUAACAGCCAGAAGUGCCCACACUGCGAAUCUGAUUUCACUGAGAUUAUUGAAAUCCCCCCGGAAAGCCCUGAGCCUGAACGCGAAGCAGAACCCCAAUCGCCGCCAGUAAACCCGUGGGCAGAUCAUAACCCGUGGGCUCAAGAAGGAUCAAUACCACCUCGGACAUCCGGCUGGAUGGAGUCGGGAUCCCCUGGAUACUCCCACCGUUCGUACCAGUCCCCCGAUGGCCGCUUCACGUUCUCCAGCACCACGAUCGGUAGCAGCUACCCGUCACGCCACGAUGCUCAGCCAAAUCCAGUGCUGCCAUUGAUGAUGCAGAGCCUUGGUACUUUAUUCCAGGGACUGUCGGGGACGUACGAUAACCAUCAGACACAGCGGGGCCCAGGAAUGGGAAUGCCCCCUCACGCUCAUGCAGCGGGCAUGCGAGGAUCGGAUGUCAUGCAUGAUCCUUUUCAAGCUCAGGAAGAACGUGCCAGACGCCACGACGGUCACUACCCCCAUGACCCGAAUGGUCCGCAACAAAUAACAGCUCCUUUGCAAAGCCUAGCCGACCUUCUCGAUGCUCUCCAAGCCAACGGCGGAACUCAGAGAAAUACGGCCGGACGCGGCGCCCAGGGCAUGGCUUUGCAGAACCCUUUCGCAUUGCUCUCGGCUCUAAUGAACAUGGGCCAUAAUGGCGAUGCCGUUUAUUCUCAGGAAGAGCUCGAUCGGGUCAUAUCGCAAUUGAUCGACCAUACCCAACAAGACACGGCCCCUCCCCCUGCUUCAGAUUCCGACAUUGAUUCGCUGCCCAAAAAGAAGAUGACUAGGGAGAUGAUGGGGUCGGACGGCAAGGCGGAGUGCUCGAUUUGCAUGGAUUCCGUGGAACUCGGCACCGAGGUGACAGUACUGCCCUGCACCCACUGGUUCCAUUUCGACUGCAUCAAAGCAUGGCUGAGCCAGCAUAACACCUGUCCACACUGCCGAAGGAGCAUCAAUGCGACUGGCGUCACAAGCCCCGGCGAAGGCACCAGCGAGAAUCCGGUCGUGAUCCCAGACAGUCCCGAUUCCUCACCCCAGAGACGGCGUCGUCGCUCAUCUCCUUUCACUUCGCAAAGUAUCCGUAGCGCUCGGUCUUCUAGAUCGAGAUCAAGCCGUACUUCCCCUACCCCGGAGAUGGGCGAGCCUGGCACACGACGUGGAAGCGGAGGCGAAAGUUCCCGUGGCGGAAUAACAGGUUGGGUUUGGAGCCGAUUCGGUGGUAGUAGCAGUUGA
Messenger RNA from Penicillium daleae, 1335 nucleotides. RefSeq names its product putative RING finger domain protein. Lineage: Eukaryota; Fungi; Ascomycota; Eurotiomycetes; Eurotiales; Aspergillaceae. The coding region runs from base 1 to 1335 and encodes 444 amino acids. The record is from RefSeq and is a predicted model, not a curated record. The transcript is spliced from 4 exons.